Messenger RNA from Phycomyces blakesleeanus NRRL 1555(-), 390 nucleotides. RefSeq lists its product as hypothetical. NCBI's taxonomy places the organism in Eukaryota, Fungi, Mucoromycota, Mucoromycetes, Mucorales, Phycomycetaceae. The transcript is spliced from 6 exons. Bases 1 to 390 code for a protein of 129 amino acids. The record is from RefSeq and is a predicted model, not a curated record.
AUGGUUAUGGUUAUGGUUACGGUUACGAUUACGAUUACGAUUACAAUUACGGUUACGGUUACGGUUACGGUUACGGUUACGGUUACGGCUACGGCUACGGUUAUAGUUGGUAUACUUGUAGCUAUAGCUGUAGCUGCAAGAACCUCUCAAGUGCGACCAAUCACAAAGAAGUGCUCACUAACUACCUCCGCUAUCAAUCAGAAUGUUUUAGAAUACAAGUGUUUCGAUCUACAAGUGAAUUAUAAUACUAUUCCACCAAAGAAAAUCAGUCGAGUUAUCAAUGAUAUCAAGGAUCUCGGACAAGUCUCUAAAAUAACACGUUUGGCUAAAGUUGUCAUCGGGCAACCAGUUUCCAACAGCUUCACAUGUUUAAUAUUAGACCCGGGCUAA